GCUGAGCUGAAUUGAAUUUACACUAUGUAGUAAAUCGGACUCACGUCCCACUUCUUUAUAGCAUAGCGCGACCCCUAAACCAUCCGUUAGGGGAAGGUAUCGGACUCAAAUCUGGACUAUCCCUAACGAUCCAUCCGAAGCGCAACAAAAAUACAUAUGAAAAUUGUGUUAAUAUGAAGAACGAAGGGACCAAUUGGCUCUUGAGUUCCCCCCUUUCGGCUGUCUGCCGUGGCAGUGCCUUGGGAGGACAAUACGGAUCGAGGCCCAGAGUACGGAUCCGUACACCACCUAUGUUGGCGUUCUAUCCGACUUUUACCCUCCCCAGUUUCAUGUGGGCCAUGGGACCAGACCGCUAUGUAUGUAUAAAUAAACCCCUUUAAGCUGGUCGCCAUAUAGAUACCGCUCCCCAGAUUUUACAGCCGCUACGCCCAUUUCUUUUUGCCCUGAAAAAAAAGAAAUACAUGCUCGCCGAAUAGAACGAUAUCCGAAGCCAAUCCUUGUCCGCGAUCAAAGUCGGCCAUGAAGUUCACGCUGCCGUUCGAGCUUGGCAUGCUUGCUUCGAGCAUAUUCGCCUCAAACACCACUACCGUAUCCCCAUCCGUCUACAUCCUAAGCACAUCGCCGCCCGCGACAGUCGCUCUCAGCAAAGCCUUGGACACCCUGGGAUAUAGCCGUCUGGAUCUCGAAUCAGACAUACUAGACCAGGCGGCGCUAUCAAACACCUAUGUCGAAGUAACGUCGAACAUGCAGCUCGCAGAGAUCGCUCGAUCGCAGCCCGACGCCAAAUUCAUAUUACCCCGAGGCAGUCGACGUAUAGGGGAAGAAGAUUACGUGCUUUCAGCUCGGAAUUUCUUCUCCAAGGAGAAGCGCUCUCGCAAAUUUUUAGAAUUGGACGUGCUUGCGUUAAAGACGAGUUCGCAGGCGGAGAACUGGGUCCAGCUGUGCGAUUUCUUGGGCAUGGGAUACAGCGUGGUGGAACGACUAGGUCUAUGGCACUUCCCGAAAUGAACGCUACG
Daldinia decipiens is the source of this 1016-nucleotide messenger RNA. RefSeq lists its product as uncharacterized. The coding region runs from base 520 to 1008 and encodes 162 amino acids. The transcript has 3 exons. The record is from RefSeq and is a predicted model, not a curated record. Lineage: Eukaryota; Fungi; Ascomycota; Sordariomycetes; Xylariales; Hypoxylaceae.